CUACGAUACCAAUAAUUUCAUAGUUCCUUCCGGGCCUUUUCUAAUACAUGAUCACGAAAUCACUGACCUGUUAAAUAAAGUGUUACCAGUACUUACUUUCUUAUUAAUAGCAAACCUCCAAAACUGAUUAUUAUUGCUGUGUUUUUACAGUCUUCAUAUCACAGGUAUUCUAAAGACUUUCCUCCGAUGCCCGUCUCUUGCUGAUAUAAAAUUUCCAAUUUCAAAAUAAAAGCCUUGUUAAGGAAAGUAUUUUUGGCGAUUUUACGACGUCGCGUGUCGUAUCGGUUUACGGCAACAUGGCAGCCUGCUGGCUCGAGCUGUGAUUCCUUCGGAGACUCUUGAACCUCAUCAUGAAGCCGGAGACCGACGGCACGAGACCCGGGGGUCGGUAACGGAGGGCGCGGGGAGGUGACGACGAUGAUGUGUUUUCGGAGGAUUGCAAAUGUCCGCUGCCUGGUGUCCGCGCGGUGUGCGGGGGUGUGUUGGCUCGAGCCAGCGUCAUGGCGGCACAGACAGGGACCUGUCACCGAGUGCGCGAGGCUGAGGCGGUCCCAGGUCGCGUGGCUCUUGAGACUCAAAGGGACGGACACCCGCGUCGCGUGCUGGAGUGGGAUCCUCCAACAGGUAAAACCGACCGCCUGGCACGAGCAAGGAGCCGUGCCCCUGUACCGGGGAGGUCACGGGAGGUCGGCGGCAAGCUUCCGGUCUCCGUUGGCCCAUAGAGCCCGCGGGCUUUGCAGCGGAAAGCCCAAGGAGACGCCGGACACCCCACCGGCAGCGGACGGCACUGAGGCCAGCGCGGUCCCGGGACAGGGACUGUUCAAGUUCAAAGAGCUGUACGAGAACCCAUGGACAAUCCCCAACCUGCUGUGUGUGUGUCGGAUUAUGCUCGCUCCGUUCCUGGGUCACCUGAUCAUCCAGCAGCACUUUCACCUCAGUCUGGCUCUGUUUACACUGGCUGGAGCUACUGACCUGUUGGAUGGUUACAUUGCCAGAACGUGGCCUACUCAGAAGUCGGCGUUGGGCAGUGCUCUCGACCCACUGGCUGAUAAAAUUCUCGUCAGUAUUCUAUACGUCAGUCUCACCUAUGCUGAACUCAUACCAGCGCCACUGACGGCUCUAGUGAUUUUCAGAGACAUCGGUUUGAUAGCUGCCGUCUUCUGGAUCAGAUACAAGACCGUGCCUCCACCGGUGACGCUUGGUAAAUUUUUUAACCCCUGCUACACCACAGCUCAGCUCAAGCCCACACUUUUCAGCAAGGUGAACACAGCCAUCCAGCUCUUUCUGGUCGCGGCUUCUCUGGCUGCUCCGGUCUUCCAGUAUACAGACAGCGUCCUGCUGCAGUGCAUAUGGUAUGUAACAGCGGUGACAACGGCAGCGUCGGGCUAUAGUUACUGGCACUACGGCCGCAAGACUGUCCAGGUGCUGAACACCAGGUCACCAUGACAGCCACACCGGGAAAGUCCCGCAAGGCGGAACAAACGCAGCCGACGGUCGCCGCAGAGACUCUGAUUAGCCGCGGCGAAAGUCAGGCAGACAGAUGGACGAUCCCCGGGAGCGCCGAAACCGAGUAUCUGUGACAGCCGUCGAUGAGUUCGCCAUGGCAGUGACGCACGAAAAUCAACCGAGGCCGCAGAUAGUUUACCGCAAAUACACUACAGGGAUGCCCGGCAGCAGCUCUGCCACUGGACCAGCUGUGGACGAGAGACACAUGCACAGAUAGAAACGGCAAACGCAAAUACAAACCAUCCACCCACACACACACACACACACAUACACACACACGUCAAGUAUAUGUCAACUGAUCUGGCAAGAGCUUCUAUUUUUUUUCUUAGUUUUUCAAUCCCGAGGUUGUGAUGUCAACCUAAUUAGUGUCAAGUGAGCGUCAGUUUUGUAAAUCAAUGAUUUAUGAUUAAAAUCGAAAAUCUGCUUUG
Xiphias gladius (swordfish) is the source of this 1934-nucleotide messenger RNA. It is a transcript of the gene crls1, whose product is annotated as cardiolipin synthase 1. The transcript has 7 exons. Bases 418 to 1446 code for a protein of 342 amino acids. Gene Ontology annotation, molecular function: cardiolipin synthase activity. The record is from RefSeq and is a predicted model, not a curated record. Gene Ontology annotation, cellular component: membrane; mitochondrion. Gene Ontology annotation, biological process: cardiolipin biosynthetic process. Lineage: Eukaryota; Metazoa; Chordata; Actinopteri; Istiophoriformes; Xiphiidae.